UAAAUAAUGAGCUUAAUCCGUUUUAAUAUAUUGGCAUUGACAAUGGGAGUUUGCUUAUCAGCCAUGACUCCAUAAGCCUCCUUAUUGAUGAAAUCAUUUCAUUAAGUAUAUUGAAGAUUAAACCCCUUAGUUUAGCCAAAGCCCAUAUAGUGAUUAAUUGAAGGAAUUAGUAUAAAUUAAAUUAGAAACUGGAGGAUAAGUAGAUGAAGUUUUAAAACUUAUUUAAGAAUUAUUAGAUUCAUUAAAAUAAGAUUAAGUUGAUGAUGAUAUUGCACAUUCUAGAUAGAUGGCAGUUUUUGAUUAGAAUAUUAGUGAAUUAGAAGAUGAUCUCUCUAGAUUAAAUACAGAUUUAGCUAAUGCUAAUAUAUUGAUCUAAACUCUAGCUGAAUUAUUAGUCAUUCUUAGAGAAACCAUAAUUACCUAUGAAAAAUAAUUAGCAAUUCUUAAUGAAUAAGAAUAAUUUAUAAGAAAUGCUAGAGCUGCUGAUAUCAAAGCUUAUAAUAGAAGAGUUGAAUAAGCAAAUAAGGUUAUUAAUGCAUUAAAUCUAAUCAUUGAAAAAUUAAGCAGAGCUGUUGAUCAAUAAACCUCUGAAUAAGAUAGAUAAACUAUAUUAACUCAAAUUCAUGCUGAGUGUCAUUAAUAAUUCGGUCCUAAUCAUCCUAUUACAAUUCUUAUUAAAUUAACUACUAGAUUUGACAUUCCCACUGUCUAAAGAAUUUUAGAAAAACUAGAAUAAAUUAGAGAUGGUGCUGCCAAAAGUCUUAAUGAAGAUAUUGCAGCUGAAGAAGUAGCUAAAUCUAAUUUUGAUACUUCUAUGAGUGAAAUUGAAACAUUAAGAAAAAGAUUGUCCACCGAUCUUGAAAAUUUAAAUCAAUAAUUUAAUGACAAAUUCAAUUAAUAAGUAAAAUCAUUAUUAAAUUAAUUUAGAAAAUUGUUUUAGCCUAAAAAGAACAAUUGCUAAUUGAUAUUCCUAUCACUGAAGAACUUUUGCAACUAACUAAAGAAUAAUAAGAAUAAUACCACUAAGCAUAUAUCAGUAGAUAAACAUAAAGGUAAUUCAUUAUUAAUCAUAUAGAUUAUCUGAAAUUGAAGUUGUAUAAAAGGCGUAUAAUUUAGUAUUUGAUCAUGUUGAUUCUGUCAAAAAAUCAGAAGAUCUUACAGCAAAACUUAACAGUUGAUUAAAUAUUAAAGUUAUUAUAAUAACAAG
Molecule: messenger RNA, 1207 nt
Organism: Paramecium sonneborni
Lineage: Eukaryota; Ciliophora; Oligohymenophorea; Peniculida; Parameciidae
Source: the annotation of a GenBank genome assembly